Molecule: messenger RNA, 852 nt
Organism: Artibeus jamaicensis (Jamaican fruit-eating bat)
Lineage: Eukaryota; Metazoa; Chordata; Mammalia; Chiroptera; Phyllostomidae
Product: 60S ribosomal protein L18-like
Exons: 1
Biological process (GO): translation
Cellular component (GO): ribosome; cytosolic large ribosomal subunit
Molecular function (GO): RNA binding; structural constituent of ribosome
Source: RefSeq, a predicted model, not a curated record
AGUAUUUUAAGUCAGUAUAUUGUGGUAGUUAAGAAAAACCAUACAUUUUCCAGAUGUGGUGGGAGUAGAAGGCGCCAUCAUGAGAGUGAACAUCCACCACAACAAAGACUGAAAGUUUCAGCACAGAUAGCCCAAGAGCCAUGACAUCUACCUAAGGCUGUUGGACAAGCUAUACAGGUCUCUGGCCAGAGGAAGCAACUUCACCUUCAACCAAGUGGUGCUGAAGGGGUUGUUCAUGAGUUGCACCAACCAACCACCUCUGUCCCUUUUCCAGAUGAUCCGGAAGAUGAAGCUUCCCAGUAGGGAGGGUAAAACCACUGAGGUUGUAGGGACUAUAACCUAUGUGCACGUCCAGGAGGUACCCAGACUGAAGGUUUGUGCACUUCAUGUGAGCAGCCACAUUCUCCAGGCCGAGGGCAAGAUCCUCACCUUCAGUCUGCUGGCCCUGGACUCCCCCAAGGGCUAUGACACCAUCUUGCUUUCUGGUCCUCAGAAGGGCCAAGAUAUGUAUGGGCAUUUUGGCAAGACCCCAGUAGCCCCUCACAGCCACAUCAAACCCUGCCUACAUCCCAGAGCUGGAUGUUUGAGCACAUAAGAGGCCAGUGGGCCCACCAUGUCUAUAAAAACUAACUCCAGAUACUACCUUGUUACUAAAAAGAUUUUCUUUGCCCUUGGCUAGUGUGGCUCAGUUGGUUGGAGCAUCAUUCAGUAGACCAAGGGUCACGGGUUUGAUUCCUGGUCAGGGCACAUACCCAGUUGCAGGUUUUAUCCCUAAUUAGGGCCCCUAUGAGAGAGAACCAAUUGAUGCUUCUCACAUUGAUGCUUCUCACUCUGUCUCUCCCUUCCUCUCAC